UGUGGUCUCAGAAAAUUUACUAAAGUCUUCACUUAAAGUCAUAAACAGUGGAAUAAUGAUAGAUUCGUGAUAAAAAGUAGGAUGUGAAAAAGGCGCGAACGAAUGCCGCGCUCUGUUAUCCGGAAAUAAAGUCCCAAUGUAUUGAAACAAAGAAAUUAGUUUUAAGCGUAAUGUUUGCCGGCGUCGUUGUCACAGAAGGGUUAAUUUAUUCUUCAUAUUACAUGGAGUAAAUUAAUUUCACAUACACAGUUGAGUUCAUGUCAAGCUUCUAAACUUGCGAUGCGGUUAAGAAGCAGAAAGAGGGAGCGGUCGCUCUCAUCGAAGAGGAAUUCACAGCAAGUAGCUCAGUUGAAGAAGAAAACUUUGAAAAAAUCCUUGUCUAAGCCAAACUCGGCUUGGAGAGCCAUCUUGAAGGGUGAGGCAGGUAAGAAUGGCUUACAAGCUGAUCUGCCUCAGUUCUGCAUCACUAGAUCCCAGAAAAAUCUAAAGACAAGGCCCGUAAGAACUGGUCUUGUAAAAAUCAUGGAGAAACCAGUUGCACAAAAACCAAAACUCAAAGAUAAUUGCACAAAAAAGCCACUCUUCCAAACUGUAGUGCGUAGCACAAAUAAAGAUGCAGUGACAUCGUCUACAAGCGUAAAAUCUCCUAAGACACAGAAUGAUAAAGUAACAACAACAUCUAAACCACAAGAGGUUCGUACAACAAAAAGUGUACAAUUGCGACACAGUUCCUUAAAUCGUGAGUUACGUAAAACAGAAGCUUUGACAGCAGCCAUUAACACCCCUCGGAAGACAAGACGUAUGGACAAAGUUGAUAAAUCAGCAUCAUUGAACAGCUCUCCGAUACGUAAAGUUCGUCAAAUGGGUGCACCCUCACCAAAGGUCACGAAAGUUACAUCAACCAAUCCAAGCCCCAAGAAAAAGGCUAAAACAAAAGGAAUCGUAUCUGAAACGGGGAAUUGGAGUGAUGACAAUGAUGUUACUAUGUAUGAAGCACACACAACAACUUUUGUUGAUUUUCCAAACCAAAAAUCUGAGGAGUCUGACUCGGAUGGUCAGGUGGAGUCUUCAGAAUUAUGUCUUCCAAAUGAUUGCUUGAACAGUUUUAUGGCAAUAGUUGAUUGUGCUCAACUGAUGAAUGACAGCCUUCAAUCCGAAGAUGAGGUUAACUUUCUAGCUGACAAGGCAGCAAGAGUGAUGACAACAGAUAAAGAGGAUGGUAAAAAAUCAAGGAAGAAUUCAGUGGAGAAGAGAUUGAUAAAGAGAAGGAAGUCGAGUAAUGAUUUGGAGAUGUAUCAACCGACUUCAACAACUGAUGAUCUGGUUUCGUGUUCUGAUUUUUUGAGCAAUGGAGAAAAAUAUGUGCAGCCGGAUUUCGUGGCAAUGCUAGAACAAGAUGGCUAUGUUUAUAUAAUAUCAUCAACCUGUAAAUACAAAUAGAGAGUUUAUUCAGCUAGAAGUCCAACAGGGUUCUUAGAUGAGAUAUCUUAUAUACUGGCAUCAACUGCUGGAUGGAAUGGAUCCGAUAUAACAGCUGAUGAGUCAUCUCUGGUAUGCCAUGAUGAGCAGACACCUUCAGAUAUUGAGGAGGAAGCUGGAGAUGUCAUCUCGUCAUGCAGCAGCCGAGUUGACUGUGAGCAGAUAUCAUCUUGGGUUGACGCUUUCGACCCUUAUUUAUUUAUCAAGCAGCUUCCACCUUUAGAGACGGUAGCUACCGGCGCAUUACGAGCUCGCUACCCGGCGUUACCUCUCAAGACACGCGCCAGUCCCGACUUCAGUCUUGUAUUGGACUUGGAUGAGACGCUGGUUCACUGCUCGCUGCAGGAGUUGCCUGACGCCAGUUUCCAUUUCCCAGUACUCUUCCAAGAUUGUCGCUACACAGUUUUCGUCCGCACUCGGCCUCAUUUCGCCGAGUUCCUGUCUCGAGUGUCCCGUGUGUACGAAGUGAUAUUGUUCACUGCCAGCAAGCGAGUCUACGCUGACCGACUUCUGAACCUUCUAGACCCCGCGCGAAGGUGGAUCAAGUACAGACUCUUCCGCGAGCAUUGCCUUCUGGUGAAUGGCAACUACGUGAAAGAUCUCUCCAUACUCGGCCGGGAUCUGAAGAAGACCGUCAUCGUGGACAACAGUCCUCAGGCUUUUGGCUACCAGUUGGAGAAUGGCAUCCCAAUAGACAGCUGGUUCGUGGACCGCAGCGACAACGAACUACUGAAGCUGCUUCCGUUCCUGGAACAUCUCGCCACUAAAGACGACGUGCGACCCUACAUCCGGGACAAAUACAAACUAUUCAGCUACUUACCACCUGACUAAAGGCUCAAGCUACCUUCGUGUUGAUGCUGGCUGCGGCCGUGAAGGCUAGUGCCAUCAGUCAGUUCAAAAUCCUGGCGGGAGUGGACCCCGAC
This is a messenger RNA of Achroia grisella, 2402 nucleotides long. Its product is annotated as CTD small phosphatase-like protein 2. Lineage: Eukaryota; Metazoa; Arthropoda; Insecta; Lepidoptera; Pyralidae. Gene Ontology annotation, molecular function: phosphoprotein phosphatase activity. The record is from RefSeq and is a predicted model, not a curated record.